Molecule: messenger RNA, 12243 nt
Organism: Coregonus sp. 'balchen'
Lineage: Eukaryota; Metazoa; Chordata; Actinopteri; Salmoniformes; Salmonidae
Source: the annotation of a GenBank genome assembly
AUGACUUCACUGUGGCCCAAUACCCACUACCAUAAAGGUAGUAAAUACAUUCCCUGCCUGUGUAUCAGUGGAUGUUUACCUGUCCAUCAAUUUGUGUCCCUCCCUCCCUGUCUUCUCAGUGCUCUGGUGAUCACUGCUGUGUUUGACCGAAACAUCAACUGUCGUAGAGCUGCGUCAGUGAGUGACCUCUCUCUCUCUCUCUCUCUCGCGCUGUCGCUGUCGCUCUCGCUCUCGCUCUCUCUCUCUCUCUCUCUCUCGCUCUCGCUCUCUCUCUCGCUCGCUGUCUCUCUCGCGCUCGCUGUCUCUCGCGCUCGCUGUCUCUCUCGCGCUCGCUGUCUCUCUCACGCUCGCUGUCUCUCUCUCUCUCUCUCUCUCUCGCUGUCUCUCUCUCUCUCGCUGUCUCUCUCGCUCUCUCUCGCUCGCUGUCUCUCUCGCUCUCUCUCUCUCUCGCUCUCUCGCUCUCCGUUUUCAAUUCAAUAAAUCCAGGGAAUUAAUUGAAAUUCAAUUAAUACAUUUAAAAAACAUCAUUGAAAAUAAUGGGACAUUUUAUUUAUUUAUUCAUGAAUUGAAUUUUUAUUAACUUCCUGGAUUACCUGAAUUGACCCUAACCCUGUCAUUUCUGUCAGAUCUCACUACUGCCUAUAAUCUAACUUCUGUCUCUUUGACUCUAACCCUGUCAUUUCUGUCAGAUCUCACUACUGACUAUAAUCUAACUUCUAACUCUCUGUUGUUCUCCCUUCUCUCCCAGGCUGCCUUCCAGGAGAAUGUGGGAAGACAGGUUUGUGAACCCAGUUACCAAAACCAUAAGUUAUUAUUACAUGACUAAUGCUAUGAUACACAGUAAAUUAGAGUUGUAAUGAUCACCUACCAUCCAGGUCUAGCUGUAACGUGCCCUGACUGUCACUAAAGUCCUUCAAACAGAUCAACAACUGGUUGUAAUGAUCACCUACCAUCCAGGUCUAACUGUAACGUGCCCUGACUGUCACCAAAGUCCUUUAAACAGAUCAACAACUGGUUGUAAUGAUCACUUGCCAUCCAGGUCUAACUGUAACGUGCCCUGACUGUCACCAAAGUCCUUUAAACAGAUCAACAACUGCCAGAAAAAUGACAUUAUGUGCUGAUCAAGAGAUGCCUACACUGACUUGGCCACAGGCAUAGAUUAAUAUGCUUUGUGUGCCGCCAGCACUUACCAAGCUGGGCAUCAGAUCUAGUGACUAGUUAUCAAAAUGUGAUUACCAUUGGGAUUUCAUAUUGUUCAACUGCUCAUAUCAUUCAACUGUUCAUAUCAUUCAUUGUGGCUGAUAGCGUACACCAUGGGUUUACUGAUGGACACAGGUGUUUUUGCCUGAGACCUCGAGAUUUGUGUUAGCUCCCUGGUCUAAUGCAUAGGCUUUAGCACAGCGGUCUAACAGGAGACCUGGGUUCGAACCCUGCCGGUCACACUGAAACACUGUUCUCUUGGUACAUAAGUAAAACCAUAGAUCUGAUCCCUCUCUCUCCAGGGCACAUUCCCCUACGGUAUCGACAUAGUAGUAGCAGCUGACUACUUUGCUGUUGGGAACCUGAACAAUUGCUACCUGACCAUCAGGUGAGUUAAAGAUACUCUACAGAGCUUUUGCCUCUGGGGGAGCUCUUGAGCCAAAAUGGCCUCCUGAGGUUUCCAUCCAACCAUUUCAUGAGGAUGAAUUACUUGACGCUUGAAAAAGGUCACUACCGGGCUGAUGGAAACAAGACGUCGGUACAAUUUCAUAUUUGUCAACAGACAAUUUGUUUAUUCAACUUGGUGGGAUCUUUUUGUGUUGGUAAAAUGUAUUAUGUUAGAAAUGGCGGUGGAAACGCCUUUAUGCAAAAAUAUUGAUAUAAUAACCAUCAUAUGGAAGUAAACUUUGAGUCCUGCGAUGAUAUGCUGUGUGGUCCUCCCACUGCGACUCGGAAAAGCAUUCAGUUUAUUAGGCUACAUAUAAAAUAAGUUAUGAUGAACUUCACAGGGUGGUGAAAGUGCACGGUGAUGAGCUUAAUGCUCAUUUCCAAUAAAUAUCGAGGGUCUUAUUCUGGUGACAUGAUCGAUGCUUCAAUGCUUGGCUGCCGUUUGACAAAUAAAAAUAAUCUAGGUCUUAUCCAUAAUAAUCUCAUCAUGUAGGCUAGCCUACCCGCAUUGUAUCUGCGAGCUGUUGGCCAGAGCGCACGUGCCAAGACCAAAGUUGACAAAACCAUCGGUAGAAUUGAAAAACGCGAUGGAAACCCAUUUUAACUUGGGAACUUAAACUGCAAAAGUAAUUUCUAUGUGCACUACGUCACUGAUUGCGUCUGAAAUGGCGUCCUAUUCUCCCUUCUUAAAAGUAGUUCACUAGGGUGCCAUUUCAGACGCAGUCCUGCCUCACUGUGGAAUGGGACCGUCGCCAUCCUAACCCUAUGGGUGACGUUUCUACCACCACCUGUACUGUCAGAGUAAACAUUCCUCCCACGUCACGGAGCAAACCGUGUUAAAGAAUGUAGCCCCGGGGUAGACUUACUACACUUCUGACUGUAGCAGCAGAUUACUGUUGAGGCCCAAGAUGUUGUUGAGGAAAUAAACUGAGAAUAUGUACUGUAGAGUGACGCUAAAUGUUGUUGUAAAGCAGCCUUCAAAUAUCUGUGUCCAGUACUGUAGUUAGGGUUAGCUGUGUCCAGUACUGUAGUUAGGGUUAGCUGUGUCCAGUACUGUAGUUAGGAUUAGCUGUGCCCAGUUCUGUAGUUAGGGUUAGCUGUGUCCAGUACUGUAGUUAGGGUAAGCUGUGUCCAGUUCUGUAGUUAGGGUUAGCUGUGUCCAGUACUGUAGUUAGGGUUAGCUGUGUCCAGUACUGUAGUUAGGGUUAGCUGUGUCCAGUUCUGUAGUUAGGGUUAGCUGUGUCCAGUACUGUAGUUAGGGUAAGCUGUGUCCAGUUCUGUAGUUAGGGUAAGCUGUGUCCAGCACUGUAGUUAGGGUUAGCUGUGUCCAGUACUGUAGUUAGGGUUAGCUGUGUCCAGUUCUGUAGUUAGGGUUAGCUGUGUCCAGCACUGUAGUUAUGGUUAGCUGUGUCCAGUACUGUAGUUAGGGUUAGCUGUGUCCAGUACUGUAGUUAGGGUUAGCUAUGUCCAGCACUGUAGUUAGGGUUAGCUGUGUCCAGCACUGUAGUUAGGGUUAGCUGUGUCCAGCACUGUAGUUAGGGUUAGCUGUGUCCAGCACUGUAGUUAGGGUUAGCUGUGUCCAGCACUGUAGUUAGGGUUAGCUGUGUCCAGCACUGUAGUUAGGGUUAGCUGUGUCCAGCACUGUAGUUAGGGUUAGCUGUGUCCAGCACUGUAGUUAGGGUUAGCUGUGUCCUGCACUGUAGUUAGGGUUAGCUGUGUCCAGCACUGUAGUUAGGGUUAGCUGUGUCUAGCACUGUAGUUAGGGUUAGCUGUGUCCAGCACUGUAGUUAGCUGUGUCUAGCACUGUAGUUAGGGUUAGCUGUGUCCAGCACUGUAGUUAGCUGUGUCCAGCACUGUAGUUAGGGUUAGCUGUGUCCAGAACUGUGGUUAGGGUUAGCUGUGUCCUGCACUGUAGUUAGCUGUGUCCAGUACUGUAGUUAGGGUUAGCUGUGUCCAGAACUGUAGUUAGGGUUAGCUGUGUCUAGUACUGUAGUUAGGGUUAGCUGUGUCUAGUACUGUAGUUAGGGUUAGCUGUGUCCAGCACUGUAGUUAGCUGUGUCCAGCACUGUAGUUAGGGUUAGCUGUGUCCAGCACUGUAGUUAGGAUUAGCUGUGUCUAGUACUGUAGUUAGGGUUAGCUGUGUCCAGCACUGUAGUUAGGGUUAGCUGUGUCCAGCACUGUAGUUAGGGUUAGCUGUGUCUAGUACUGUAGUUAGGGUUAGCUGUGUCCUGCACUGUAGUUAGGGUUAGCUGUAGUAGUAGUUGCUAUAAUAUUACCUGUAGUAGUAGUUGUUAUAAUAUUACCUGUAGUAGUAGUAGUAGUAGUUAUAAUAUUAGUAGUAGUAGUAGUAGUAGUAGUAGUAGUAGUAGUUAUAAUAUUACCUGAAGUAGUAGUUGUUAUAACAUUACCUGUAGUAGUUGUUAUAAUAUUACCUGUAGUAGUAGUUGUUAUAACAUUACCUGUAGUAGUAGUUGUUAUAACAUUACCUGUAGUAGUAGUAAUUGUUGUUAUAACAUUACCUGUAGUAGUAGUAGUAGUAGUAGUUGUUGUUAUAACAUUACCUGUAGUAGUUGUUGUUAUAACAUUACCUGUAGUAGUAGUAGUUGUUAUAACAUUACCUGUAGUAGUAGUAGUAGUAGUAGUAGUAGUAGUAGUAGUAGUAGUAGUAGUAGUAGUAGUAGUAGUAGUUGUUGUUAUAACAUUACCUGUAGUAGUAGUUGUUGUUAUAACAUUACCUGUAGUAGUAGUUGUUGUUAUAACAUUACCUGUAGUUGUUAUAACAUUACCUGUAGUAGUAGUAUUAGUAGUAGUAGUAGUAGUAGUUGUUAUAACAUUACCUGUAGUAGUAGUAGUAGUAGUAGUUGUUAUAACAUUACCUGUAGUAGCAGUUGUUAUAACAUUACCUGUAGUAGUAUUUGUUCACCCUGUUAUAAUAUUACCUGUAGUAGUAGUUGUUAUAACAUUACCUGUAGUAGUAGUAGUAGUAGUAGUAGUAGUAGUAGUAGUAGUAGUAGUUGUUGUUAUAACAUUACCUUUAGUAGUAGUAGUUGUUGUUAUAACAUUACCUGUAGUAGUAGUUGUUAUAACAUUACCUGUAGUAGUAGUAGUUGUUAUAACAUUACCUGUAGUAGUAGUUGUUAUAACAUUACCUGUAGUAGUUAUAUCAUUACCUGUAGUAGUAGUUGUUAUAACAUUACCUGUAGUAGUAGUAGUAGUACUUGUUAUGACAUUACCUGUAGUAGUUAUAACAUUACCUGUAGUUGUUAUAACAUUACCUGUAGUAGUAGUAGUAGUACUAGUAGUAGUAGUAGUAGUUGUUAUGACAUUACCUGUAGUAGUUAUAACAUUACCUGUAGUAGUAGUAGUAGUUGUUAUAACAUUACCUGUAGUAGUAGUUGUUAUAACAUUACCUGUAGUAGUAGUUAUAUCAUUACCUGUAGUAGUAGUUGUUAUAACAUUACCUGUAGUAGUAGUAGUAGUAGUUGUUGUUAUGACAUUACCUGUGGUUGUUAUAACAUUACCUGUAGUAGUAGUUAUAGCAUUACCUGUAGUAGUAAAAUAGUAAUAACCUCUUGUCUCGUUCUCUUCAGUGUAUACAUCGCCAGUUUCCCUGAAUACACCAGGCCCAUGAUAGACCACUUGGUAGCCAUGAAGAUCAACCACUGGGACGGGUAAGGGCCUUUCCUGUCCUCCUCCAUGUCCUUUAGACUUUAAUCAAAUACUUUCAAAUACUGUACUUGAUUUAGUUUGCCCGCUACCAUGGAACCAAUGGAAUAGUCCCAGAAGCUAAAUCAAGCUCACCUCAAGUUAGUAUUUGGAAGUAUUUGUCAUAUGUGUUUGGCCCAGGUCUGAUAUCCGUAUGCAGACAUUCGUACUGUGUGUAGCCUAUUAGUGUUGAAACUGUUGUAUGUAAUGGAGAAGGUGAAAUUCUCCUCUGCGUGUUUCUCUGUUGUGUUGCAGGGUGAUCCGUGAGCUAGCGACAAAGGCUCUGCAUAAUCUGACGCCUCAAGCACCUGAUUAUAUGGCCGCAACAGGUGAGCUAUGUCAUUCAUCCUGUUCCCUACCCGCUCUAACGCAACACAGCUUUGACGUCGUUGUCUUACUGUGGAAUGGACUGGGUGACGUUCAGCUGCAAUCACUGUUGUUGUGUCUGGGUCCUUACAUCUGUCAAGUUAUUAUUAUUAUUAUUAUUUUUUAUUUUUUUAGAAUGGUAUUUUAUUGAACACAUAGGGAACACACAGAGAGAGGUCAAAGGGCAUUAGGCCAGAUUGGACACUAUGGCGACAUCGUAGAAGUGUGCCGGAGGCUGCGGCAUUACAGGUAGACCAGCCAGGCCACAAAUCAUUCAGGUUAUAUUCAAAUAUAUUAACCACACCCACACCUCUGCCCUGUUGAUGUUCUGUCAGGUGUCCCUGCAAGGUAUGAAAAAGACACACAAUUAUUGAGUUAGAAUUACGUUUUAUAUUUGGAUUAUUAUAUUUUCAGUUAUGCCUCAGCUGCUGCCCGUUGCGUUGGGCAUUGAUCUCCACAGUCGCCAUGGCGCCAUUCUGGCAUCUGCUGAGAUCAGCCACGCCCUCUACAAGCUGGCCAAUCAGAACAACAGGUACUGAAACCUCACCUCUCAACCAGCCAAUUACACUAUUGGCCGUACUUAUAGGAAAACCACAUGAACGUUGUUAUGUAAUAAAUCCAUCCACAAUGACAGCUUUUGUUUUGCAUAUCGACCCGUGAUUUGACUUCCUGAUUUGACUUAAGCCCUUGGCUUCUAUAAGGUCAUAGGUAAUUGACUGUCUCUAUCUAUUGUAGACCCAACUGUGUGUGAGAUAUGUGCUAUCUGGGGGGAUUGAACAUUUCUGUUGUUCGCUGGAACAUAUGGACAAUAAAAUUGAAUUGCAUUGGAUUGUAGACCGGUGACAGAGCUCAUCUCUUCAGACUGUGUGGAUGGACUCAAGAGCAUUCACCAGAGGGUUAGUUCACUUCUCUCUUGCUACUCUCUCUCUCUCUCCUCUCCUCUCUCUCUCUCUCUCUCUCCUCCUCUCUCUCUCUCCUCUCUCCUCUCUCUCUCUCUCUCUCCUCUCUAUCCUCCUCUCUCUCUCCCUCUCCUCUCUCCUCCAUCUCUCCUCUCUCCCUCUCCCCUCUCUCUCUCCCCUCUCUUUCCCUCUCUCCUCACUCUCCUCCUUCUCUCUCUCUCCUCUCUCUCUCUCUCUCUCCCUUUCUCUCUCUCUCUCUCUCUCACUACUCUCUUCCUCUUUCUCUCCUCCGGUGUCUUUUCACCCACAUGUAUGUUGUCUCAAGUGUUGACCAUUCACCUGAGUCAGUUGUACCAAAAUCAAAUCAAAUUGUAUUUGUCACAUGCGCCAAAUACAGCAGGUGUAGUAGACCUUACAGUGAAAUGCUUACUGACAAGCCCUUAACCAACAAUGCAGUUUUAAGAAAGAAUACCAAUUAAAAAUUUUUUACAAAGAAAUACAAAAUCAAAUAAUAUUAAAUAAAAGUAACAAAUUAAAGAGCAGAAGUAAAAAUAACAAUAGCGAGGCUAAAUACAGGGGGUACCGGUUGAUGUACGUAGGUACAUGUUGAUGUUGACCAUUCACCUGAGUCAGUUGUACCAACAUACAGUACCAGUCAGAAGUUCUACAUUGUAGAAUAAUAGUGAAGACAUUAAAACUACGAAAUAACACAAAUGGAAUCAUGUAGUAACUAAAAAGUGUUAAACAAAUCAAAAUAUAUUUUAUAAUUGAGAUUCUUCAAAGUAGCCACCCUUUGCCUUGAUUACAGCUUUGCACACUCUUGGCAUUCUCUCAACCAGCUUCAUGAGGUAGUCACCUGGAAUGCAUUUCAAUGAACAGGUGUGCCUUCUUAAAAGUUAAUUUGUGGAAUUUCUUUCCUUCUUAAUGCGUUUGAGCCAAUCAGUUGUGUUGUGACAAGGUAGGGGGGUAUACAGAAGACAUGUUGAUGUUGACCAUUCACCUGAGUCAGUUGUACCAACAUAGGUACAUGUUGAUGUCGACCAUUCACCUGAGUCAGUUGUACCAACAUAGGUACAUGUUGAUGUCGACCAUUCACCUGAGUCAGUUGUACCAACAUAGGUACAUGUUGAUGUCGACCAUUCACCUGAGUCAGUUGUACCAACAUAGGUACAUGUUGAUGUUGACCAUUCACCUGAGUCAGUUGUACCAACAUAGGUACAUGUUGAUGUUGACCAUUCACCUGAGUCAGUUGUACCAACAUAGGUACAUGUUGAUGUUGACCAUUCACCUGAGUCAGUUGUACCAACAUAGGUACAUGUUGAUGUUGACCAUUCACCUGAGUCAGUUGUACCAACAUAGGUACAUGUUGUUGUCUUUAAAGUUGUACAUUAGCAGUCUUUUCAUCAUGUGUUUUAUGUCUUCCAGCUAUUUGACAGAAAGCAGUACAGGUAAGCACUGUUGUUUUCCUCUUUCUCCUCAUUCUGGUUUGGACUGUUUCAGGAGUUCUAAUGCCCCUUUAAAGGUUUCAGACCAGUAUGUUGUGCAACCGCAAAAAAAUGUUGGGGUGUACACGUGUGCUGUUGUCUCCUGUCUGUGUAGGGGCUUUGGUGGUGAGCUGAUGAGGCCUGCAGUCUGUUCUCUCAUUGAGAAGAUGUCCCUCUCCAAGAUGCCUUUCAAGGACGACCCUGUCAUCAGUGAGUUUUCAUUUCGUUGAUAUUCAGGCCUUAUCUGAAUGAUUCCUUCAUCUAGCAGGGUUUCUCAAUAGGCGGCCCACAGGUCAAAUACAUCCUGCGGGUCAUUUUACGGUAUGUGUUUUCAGAGAUUUUAUUAGAUUUUUUAAAAAUCAUUUUCGUUGUUGGACAUAAAAGACUGUAAAAUCACCAGAAAAACUUUUUGAGAAAUCUGUUCCCAAGUAUUCCCACGCAUAAAUAGAGGCAUAUGUGAUCGUAUCCCAAUGUAAUCAAGGUUUGAAAUUAUUCUGUUUUUGUCAAAUACUACAUCUAUUUGGGAUUCUCGCGGUCAAUUUGCAGUAUACAAAUUAUUUAUAACUAUGUUCCGGCCCCCCGACCAUCCGCUCAAGAAGAAAUCGACCAGGGGUUGAAUGUAAUUAGGGACCGUAUAGCAUCAAUAAACUGGCUAUUAUCUUCCUGAAGGUUUUGUUGGAACAGGAAAAGGGUUAUACCUGGGCUAUAGUUAACAAAGAGCUGUCUAACAGAGAGCUGUUUAACAGUAGUAACCACUUGUUUUAUCUGUUGUCAUGGUUAUACCUGGGCUGUGUUUGUUAAUGAUUAACAGAUGGUGUAUAAUAAUGGACAAGCCACGCCCCACCGUUAGAGCCAGGAGGGGCAGUACUGUACUGUUCAAACCACUGACACGUCAUGACAGAGUAAACCCUGUCUGUUUCAGCUGGCUGGCAGUGUCUCUGUACUGUUCAAACCACUGACACGUCAUGACAGAGUAAACCCUGUCUGUUUCAGCUGGCUGGCAGUGUCUCUGUACUGUUCAAACCACUGAAACGUCAUGACCGAGUAAACCCUGUCUGUUUCAGCUGGCUGGCAGUGUCUCUGUACUGUUCAAACCACUGAAACGUCAUGACAGAGUAAACCCUGUCUGUUUCAGCUGGCUGGCAGUGUCUCUGUACUGUUCAAACCACUGAAACGUCAUGACAGAGUAAACCCUGUCUGUUUCAGCUGGCUGGCAAUGUCUCUGUACUGUUCAAACCACUGACACGUCAUGACAGAGUAAACCCUGUCUGUUUCAGCUGGCUGGCAGUGGCUGAUAGACGACACCUUGAAGAGCCUCCACCUCAUCUCACCUGGACCUAGGGACGGUAUCAAGGUACAGUACAGCAUUCUACACACACACACACACACACACACACACACACACACGUUUGUUUUACUAUUCUUGUGAGGACCAAACAAUUGAUUCCCAUUCUAAAUCCUAUUUUCCGUAACCCCUAAACCUAACAAUAACCUUAACAGACACACACACACACACACACCAUAUUGUGAAAUCCCUUUAUUGUGGGAUUUAUAUUGUACAGUGCCUUUGGAAAGUAUUUUCCACGUUUUGUUAGGUUACAGCCUUAUUCUAAAAUGUAUUUAAAAAAUGUUUUCCCCCUCAUCAAUCUACACACAAAAACCCAUAAUGACAAAGCAAAAACAGUUAAAGAAAUCUUAGCAAAUUUUGCAAAAAACGGAAAUAUCACAUUUACAUAAGUAUUCAGACCCUUUACUCAGUACUUUGCAGCCUCGUCUUCUUGGAUAUGACGCUACAAGCUUGGCACACCUGUAUUUGGGGAGUUUCUCCCAUUCUUCUCUGCAGAUCCUCUCAAGCUCUGUCAGGUUGGAUGGGGAGCAUUGUUGGACAGCUAUUUUUAGGUCUUGCCAGAGAUGUUCUAUCGGGUUCAAGUCCGGGCUCUGGCUGGGCCACUCAAGGACAUUCAGAGACUUGUCCCGACGCCACUCCUGCGUUGUCUUGGCUGAGUGGUUAAGGUCAUUGUCCUGUUGGAAGGUGAACCUUCGCCCCAGUCUGAGGUCCUGAGUGCUCUGGAGCAGGUUUCAUCAAGGAUCUCUCUGUACUUUGCUCCGUUCAUCUGUCCCUCGAUCCUGACUAGUCUCCCAGUCCGUGCCGCUGAAAAACAUCCCCACAGCAUGAUGCUGCCACCACCAUGCUUCACCAUACUGAAUGUGCCAGGUUUUCUCCAGAUGUGAUGCUUGGCGUUCAGGCCAAAGAGUUCAAUCUUGGUUUCAUCAGACCAGAGAAUCUUGUUUCUCAUGGUCUGAGAGUCUUUAGGUGCCUUUUGGCAAACUCCAAGCAGGCUGUCAUGUGCCUUUUACUGAGGAGUGGCUUCUGUCUGGCCACUCUACCACAAAGGCCUGAUUGUUGGAGUGCUGCAGAGAUGGUUGUCCUUCUGGAAGGUUCUCCCAUCUCCACAGAGGAACUCUACAGCUCUGUCAGAGUGACCAUCGGGUUCUUGGUCACCUCCCUGAUGAAAGCCCUUCUCCCCCGAUGGCUCAGUUUGGCCGGGUGGCCAGCUCUAGGAAGAGUCUUGGUGGUUCCAAAUUUCUUCCAUUUAAGAAUGCUGGAGGCCACUGUGUUCUUGAGGGCCUUCAAUGCUGCAGAAUUAUUUUGGUACCCUUCACCAGAUUUGUGCCUCAACACAAUCCUGUCUCGGAGCUCUACGGACAAUUCCUUCGACCUUAUAUAGACAAGUGUGGGCCUUUCCAAAUCAUGUCCAAUCAAUUGAAUUUACCACAGGUGGACUCCAAUCAAGUUGUAGAAACAUCUCAAGGAUGAUAAAUGGAAACAGGAUGCACCGGAGCUCAAUUUCGAGUCUCAUAGCAAAGGGUCUGACUACUUAUGUAAAAAAGGUAUUUCUGUUUUUUUAUUUUUAAUAAAUUUGCAAACAUUUCUAAAAACCUGUUUUCGCUUUGUCAUUAUGGGGUAUUGUGUGUAGACUGCUGAGGAUUUGUAUUUAUUUAAUCCAUUUUAGAAUAAGGCUGUAAUGUAAAAAAGUGGGAAAAAGUCAAGGGGUCUGAAUACUUUCCGAAGGCCCUGUACAUAGCGAACACAACAAAUACAACUGUUUAUUAUGGACUCUCAUGACAUCAAGUUGGCAUACGCGACGCACUGUAUAAUGGUUUAUGUGUAAUGUGGUCCUCCCCCCCUGUAGGAGGCAGCGGUGUCAGCACUGGCAGCACUGUGUGAGCAGUACUACCAGCCGCAGCCAGGCAUGGCUGACCCCCAGAUGCAGAGUGGGUAGCAUGGGGGGAUACUGUACCAUUUAGAAGGCUUCAUAAAAAUUUGCCAUACCUUACACAGUAUUCUGGAUUCCUCUAACUCUAACUCCUGUGAUCUAAUCUGUCUGUCCGCCUGUGUGUGUUUUCUGUGUGUAGAGGUCCUGGUGUCCCAGUAUAUAGCAGGGUUAAAGAGUACGGAGGUAUUGACCCGGUGUGGCAGUGCACUGGCCCUGGGUUCUCUACCAAGGUUCAUGAUCCAUGGAAAACUACACCAGGUACUAUACAUCUGUUAGUUAAUAACACUACACCAGGUACUAUACAUCUGUUAGAGUUAAUAACACUACACCAGGUACUAUACAUCUGUUAGAGUUAAUAACACUACACCAGGUACUAUACAUCUGUUAGUUAAUAACACUACACCAGGUACUAUACAUCUGUUAGUUAAUAACACUACACCAGGUACUAUACAUCUGUUAGAGUUAAUAACACUACACCAGGUACUAUACAUCUGUUAGUUAAUAACACUACACCAGGUACUAUACAUCUGUUAGAGUUAAUAACACUACACCAGGUACUAUACAUCUGUUAUAGUUAAUAACACUACACCAGGAACACGUCAACAGCCUGAUUCAGUAUUAUACUGAUAGAUUAUGCUGACAUGUUGGGGUGAGCAACCUCUUUUCACUAUGACCAUAUUCUAUUAUAGUAGCAUUCUACACAGUGCCUCAGGUCAGUUUCAGCACCACACUUCGUCAGACUACCUUUGAAACGUGUGUUUGUGUGUGUGUCAGAUCCUGUCAGGUCUUCAGCAGAGCUGUAGUCAGAGGGAGGUAUGCUUCACUGAGGCCAGGAGAGAUGCUGCCAAGGCCAUGGCACAGUGA